This is a messenger RNA of Actinia tenebrosa (Australian red waratah sea anemone), 2894 nucleotides long. RefSeq names its product major facilitator superfamily domain-containing protein 6. Gene Ontology annotation, cellular component: membrane. Lineage: Eukaryota; Metazoa; Cnidaria; Anthozoa; Actiniaria; Actiniidae. The record is from RefSeq and is a predicted model, not a curated record.
GAAACAAAAGACCAGCUAUGCAUGGAUGAGUGACACUUGUUAGAGACUGAAACAGAAAUGGCUCGCUCGUAUGCUAAUCCAUUAUCGCUUUAGCUAUUUGCAUUUUGUUCUGACUUCUGACUGCUUCAGUUAACCUGAGACGUUUAGCUAUGUGAAAAGAUCCCCAUCGUUAUGAAAGCAACAGAAGAAGAAGAAGCCAUCGAAAAUGACCCCAUUCUGAAAAAACUAAGCCAGUCUAAGGCAAAGCAAGUAUCGCUUUGUUUACGAAACAUUUCGUCUUGUCUUCUGGAUCCAGACUUGCUUGCUUCUCAAGCGUUUUGUCUGUUUCUUUACGCGUCGUGUGGCGCUAUUGCACCGUAUUUACCUCUCUACUUCAAGCAGUUUGGUUUAAAGCCUUAUCAUGUUGGUGUCAUUCUAGGUUUGGCACCCAUCGUCCAGUGUCUAGUAUCUCCCAUCUGGACCGUAGUUGCAAAUAAAUGGCACGUACAGAAAUUGGUAUUUCUGACUGGUGUUUUGUCAUUCGUGGUUAAGCUGUUGCUGAUUCUUGCUGUUCAGCCCCGUAAACAGUACUGUUUACAAAGUUAUGUUAACUCCACCACUAACCUUUCCUACAUCAGGUCUGUGUCUUUGUCUGACGCACUGAAGGAUGAGCAAAAGAAUAAUUGGAAAGAGGUACCUAUCAAACCUACAGCAGCAGUUAAACCUACAGCAACGCCAACCACCCCAGCUGUUUUGAACCAUAUUGUGGCGAAAAACAAUGGCCCGAGGAAUGGAAGUCCGCUUAGCGGUUGGAUUAAAGGAAGAGAUAACGAGAUGCUAUUUAGAUCUAUAGAUACCCAGGGUUCUAAAGGACUGCCACCCGAAAGAGAUGAAUCAGAUAUAGCAAAGAAACCUCAAGCCUCCCAUCCUUCUUCCCAGCCAUUAGCAGCAGUACCGAUUGAAAAAUAUGAUUUGAUGCUUAUUCAAGAAAAGCAAGUAGCAUCAAGAAAGGUUUCCAAAGAAACCCGUAAAUUCGAUCCAAGUUUGAAUGCAACCGUCCACUACGUCAUAACUGUGGACAAGGACGAACUUCACUACUUCUUUCUGAUCUUUUUGAUGUUUGUGGUGAUCUGUGAUUUUCUUCAAGCACCUACGUUUACGCUGGGCGAUGGUUCGGUGCUCAGCCGCGUAAGUGAACACUACCAAUUGAAUCCCUCCAACAUGCGAAUAACGGGAUCUAUAGGAUGGAUAACUGCUGUUUUAGUCGUUGGUGCUAUUGUAUCAAAAUCAGUUUUUGCGCUGUGUGGAAGCCCUAGACUGUACUAUGUAGUGGUCUUCUACUUUAGUAUCGGCUUCGUUUGCAUGGCAUUCGUCAAUGCUUUGUGGUUUGAAUACAUUUACGACCAAAAAGCUGACAAUGGAUCCGACACUUGUAAAAAAGCCUUAAAGACACUGUUCGACCUCGAAGGAACUACCUUCUUUAUUGGUUUGAUGUACGUCAGCUUAUGUUCAGGUUUCUUGGCUCCAUUCCUCAACUGGUACAUAGAUGACCUAGGUGGAAGCACUCUAGUUAUAGCAACAGCCUGUGCAACGAGAGAGGCCAUGGUCUUGAUGUCCUAUAUCCUUGGCAAUUCCUUUGUUUCAAUUAUUGGCCGCAUUAAUGUCAUAAUAUUUUCACUCAUAUCCUACACAAUCUGUUUCUUCUGCUAUUGGAUCAUUAAGAAUCUGUGGGUAGUGGUUGGUGUAGUUGCUAUCGAAGGAGCUGCGUUUGGCCUGAUGUGGCGAAGCUGUGAAAAACACAUCAAAUGCCUAAACGUUUCGCCCGAAGUCCUAACCAUCGCAAAAGGCUUUGUUGAUGCACUGUUCUGGGGUAUUGGUAAUGGUGCAGGAGCCCUGAUUGGCGGAACACUGUAUGGCUGGAUUGGGAGCAGAGGUACCUUCUUUACCUUCGGGAUAGCUGGCAUCGUAAUAUUAUUAGUAGUUAUAACCAUGCAUUUAUGCAAGCCAAAGACGCAGCACAACGAAGAAGGAAAAAAUUUGGUAGGCGAAAUUUCGGAGGACGAAGUGUCAGAAGAUGAGGAUUGAGUCAUAAUAGCAACUAAAGUACUAGAGUCUUAGGGUAAUGAUAUGAUUAAUGAGAGGUAAUCAAGGUAGGGAUGAUUUCCUCAACUAUUUUGUGGAAGGAACUGCAGCAGAUAAGAGGUUCAUACCUUUAAUAUAUUUGGAGACAUCAUCAUCAACAAUAACAUUUAUGAUCAACAGAUACAUCAACACUGACACAACACUAAUAUCAACAUCAACGUCAACGCCAACAUCAACAUCAACGUCAACGCCAACAUCAACGUCAGCGUCGACAUCGACAUCGACAUCGACAUCGACAUCGACACCAACUUGACACAAACCACAGCACCAAUAUUAAAAUCGACAACGAAAACGUGAACCACUAUACUACAACCUACAUGGACUCUAACAUGAUCCGCCAUCAACAUCUUCGUAAACAUCGCUUGAAACUAAUAUAAACGUCUGGCACUGAUCACCAUAUCAACAUAUGCAACAAUUAAUAAAAUGGAACAUAUAUUUUUUAAAUAAGAACAAAAUAAAUGAAUAUAUAUUGGGUAAUUAUUAAUUUAGACAUGCUUCCGAGGUCGAGGGGGGAAAACGCAACAUACCAUGGUGUUGCAGGACACCUGAGCCACGAAGACAAUAAAAGAAUUGGAGCUAAACAAUACCCUGCAAUACAAAAUCCCUAACCCAGAGGCAAGCCAGAAUUCAAUAAAGCUAGCUUGCUACACCAAAAGAGACCCGGAAAUCUGACGUUAAUUGUACAACAACUAUGUCAAUAAUUCACAAUUAUAAAGAUUAUAGGCAAUGAAAUAAUGACUAUCAAAUUAAAAAUAUAUACGGUUGUUACGAUA